AUGUCGAGCUACGCCGCUCUCAAGGAGAUGGCGCUCAAGAAGAAGGAGGAGGAGCAGGCCACACUGAACCGAGAACGAGAGCAGAAGGAGCGAGAAGCAGCUGUCAAACAGUCCGCACGAGAGGCAGCGGAACGGGAGCAAAAAGAGCGCGAACGCAAAAUCCUGGUGCAGCGCCUAGCUCGUCAGAAGGAGGAAGAAGCCCGUGAACGCUCACGAAAGGAAUCCGCCGCCAAGCUUCGGCAAGAUCAGAUGGCAGACGGGAGCAAUGCGGACAGGUCAAAGCUGGGUUCAUCAUCAAAGCAGCGUCUAUCUGAUCUGGACAGACCCAAGUCCAAGUCCAACAAGGCGUCCGGCUCGACGCAGAAGAUCGACUUGUCCGACGUGCUCAAGAAGAGUCCCAGCGACGCAAAGGCAGCUAGGAGGAAGCGAAAGGCCGACGAGGACGACUUUGUCGGCAAUCGACUCGACAAGAUCAGCGGCAGCAAGAAGGGGUCCCACUCAUCUUUGUCGUCCACGAGCGCUCCAAAGCGCAAGGCCGUUCCCAUGACACGCGAGGAGAAGCAGGCGAUCAAGCGUGCCAGAGAAUUCGGAUCCCUCCCAAGGUUACCGCCCAUCGGCCGUCUGCUUCCAAGCUCCGGGUCCUUGAGAUCAAGUCCGAGUACCAGCGCUGGUGAAGAACAUCGAAACAAUCGACCGUCGGCUCACAAGCCACUUGCUCAGGACAACGGACUGGUGGCACUGGGCACAAAGAAGCGAGACCAUCGCUCCAUCGACGAGAUCGAGCGUGACCUCAAGAGGGUCAAGGAAGCCAAAGGGGAGGGCAGCAGCCAAGGAUCGUCGCAGGCUGAGCUCGAGCGGGAAGCUGCUUUGCUGCGGAGACAAAAAGCCAUGGAGCAGAAGCGCAAAAGCGACCAAGAGGCUAGAGCAAGGGCGCGGAAAGAGAAUGGCGACGAUGCCGACUCCAAUGAUGAUCUGUUCGGCUCGGACGAUGAAGGAGCCACCGCUCGCAGCUCUCGAAAAGCCUCUCCGACCAAGCCGAGCCAACGCACUGCCGCCACAAAUGGCCGUCAUAUUAGCUCAGCGAAAGUCGGCAGUCCUCUGCCCUCGGCGCACACGAAGGAGCCGAAACCAAUUGCUUCGCGAGCAUCUGGUGGCAUCAAUCCUGCCGAUUUCCUACCCGGCGCGCCUCUCCGAGCUGAAGCUGCGGCACGACUCACUCAGAAAGCCAAAGCUGCGUCGGGCCCAGCAUCGUCCCGCAGAUCGCCAGACUCGGACACUCCGUCGAGGGGGAGGCGGACGCAAGCCGACAAAGAAUCCUCUCCUGUGCCGCCCAGCGCACCUCCCAAGAGGGAAACAGCGAGGGACCGCUUCAUCCGCGAGCAAGAGGAAAAGAAAAAGUCGGCGGUCGGCCGUGCCGGCAAUGACGAGCAUAGAAAGGGCCGACGAGGCUCCAGCUCGUCCGCAGAGUACGACAGUGAUGACGAUGACGAGGAUGAGUACGAGAGCGACGGCGUGGAAGAAGAUGACGAUGGUGGCGACGGGGGCAGAGAGAACAUUCGGGACGAGAUCUGGAAGAUGUUUGGCAAAGAUCGCAAAAAGUACGCCAGCCGGAUUGUGGACAGCGACGACGACAUGGAGGCGGACGCAGCUUCGGUGUUGCAAGAAGAGCUCAGAAGCUCCAAGCAGGCACGAGAGGAGGACUUGCGAGAGGAGCAGCUGGAGAAGCAGCGCGAGCGCGAGAAGCUCAUGCGCAAGCAGGCCACACAGCGAGGCUCAGGCCGUUGA
This is a messenger RNA of Kalmanozyma brasiliensis GHG001, 1785 nucleotides long. Its product is annotated as Chromatin SPT2. The transcript has a single exon. Lineage: Eukaryota; Fungi; Basidiomycota; Ustilaginomycetes; Ustilaginales. The record is from RefSeq and is a predicted model, not a curated record. Gene Ontology annotation, cellular component: nucleolus. Gene Ontology annotation, molecular function: DNA binding; histone binding. Bases 1 to 1785 code for a protein of 594 amino acids. Gene Ontology annotation, biological process: nucleosome assembly; regulation of DNA-templated transcription.